Molecule: messenger RNA, 267 nt
Organism: Microthlaspi erraticum
Lineage: Eukaryota; Viridiplantae; Streptophyta; Magnoliopsida; Brassicales; Brassicaceae
Source: the annotation of a GenBank genome assembly
AUGGGAAGUGAGAGUAAGAACAAGGGAGCUUCAAAUUUGGGAGGAGGAGGAGGAUUUAGGGCAAAGAUGGAGCACUAUGUCUACAGUGGCGAAAAGAAGCACGUUUUUGCUGGGAUCGGGAUCAUCACCAUCAUCUUCGGAAUCCCUUGGUAUCUAAUGAAUCAAGGAUCUAAGCAUCGGUCACACCAAGACUACAUGGAAAAAGCAGAUAAAGCUCGGAAAUCACGUCUCUCAUCAUCAUCUUCAGCUUCAUCCUCUGACAAGUAG